Molecule: messenger RNA, 2876 nt
Organism: Oenanthe melanoleuca
Lineage: Eukaryota; Metazoa; Chordata; Aves; Passeriformes; Muscicapidae
Gene: LACC1
Product: laccase domain containing 1
Exons: 7
Coding region: 792-2108 (438 amino acids)
Molecular function (GO): copper ion binding
Source: RefSeq, a predicted model, not a curated record
GCGCGGCCGAAGGUGCGAUCGCAGCGCGGCCAGCGCCGCUUCCGCGUUGGGCGCUCCCGGGCGCUGGCUCAUCGCGCCGCUGCCUUGCCGGACAGCUUGUUCCUUCCGCUGGGACCGGCGGCAAAGCGGGGUCCCGUCAAAAAGAAGAAAUACAGGUUCCCGCCGCAGCCUGACGCUGCGUAGGAAUUUCCAGCUUGUACAAAUCAGCUCCGGGCUUGAGAGAAGUGAGAUAUAUAAAGCUGGAAAUGUCUGUGUAUUUUAUCAGAUGGUACCUUGCAGAAUUUAGUAGGAUUGUCCACCUGUGUAAAGUUUCAGUAACUUCUACUGAGUUCUUGUGCAUGCUGAAAAGAAGAACUAUUGUGGUCAUGUGCCCCCUCACACAAAAGUCAGAAAUUACCAAGUCAAUACUUUUGGAACCACAAAAGGGAGAAGUACAAAAGAUCUUGUGAAGGCCUAUGGGAAAAAUAUGUCAUUGCCCUCACAGCUCAGCACUCUACUGCCAGGAGGGGUAGCAGACAUGAACUCCACCUCAGCCAUAAGUAUGUCAAACACCUCCAAAGAAAUGGUACAGAAACUCCUCCAGUCCCAGGAAGCUAAGGGUCCUCUGGAUUUGUUUGCGUCAUGGAAGCUGGAGGACGGCCCAUCAGUCAUGUCAAGAAGAUCCAUUAGGCUAAUGAGGGUUAAUUGAUACAAUAAAUCUAAUCUUAUGUAGCAACCUUUCAUCAUCCCUGACCUGGGAAAGACCUGAGUUACUACCUGACAGUUGGAGAAACCUUUAAAUAUCCAGGAAGAUGGUGGAAGCAGUACUGAUAGAUCUGUUCAGCCUCCCAGCCGACUCACAGAACAACAUCCAAGGAGUACUGCACAACACUCUGGAAGCUAUUGAGAAACGCUCUUCCAUGCAUGCUCCGUGUGUUUAUGUCAUGUGUUGCCAGAGGCAGGGGAGUGAAAGGAAAGGUGAACAAGAGUUCUUGCACUCAGCUCUGAAAAGUUUUCAGAGUCUGAAUAGAAAACUGGAAGUGGUAUGUGCUCAGACUACAGCUGCUGCUUUGUACACCAUCAAACAGAGACUGGAUGAAAAAGACCUGAGCGUCAUUAAAGUUAUUCUGCCUACCUUAAGAAAACACUUAAUGAAAGUAUAUAUAGACCAUCUCUUUACAGCAGUCUACCAGUUUGAAUUUGAGGAUUUGCAGGUGGUAUCUGACUGUGAAAACCUGCGGAUAUCUGAACAUCAGAAUGAAGGGCAAACGCUUCCUUCACAGGACGUGGCACUCAUCCGAAAUGAGAUUCAGAUGUACUUGGAAAGCCUGCCAAGCCUGAAAGGGGAGCUCACCAUCCUCAGAUCUUCCCUGAUCCCAGGUGAUAUUUUCUUGCAUGGGUUCACCACAAGGACAGGUGGGAUCUCCUACAUACCAACCCUAAGCUCCUGCAAUCUCUUCAGCAGCUCCAAGCGAAGGGACCCACAAGUUGUUGUUAAAGAAAAUCUCCGCCGGCUAGCUAACGCUGCAGGGUUUAACCUAGAGGCUUUUCACAGAGUCAAGGUUGAUCAUGCUAAUGCUGUGUGUAUUAUGGGAAAGACAGAGCCUGACAACUAUGAUGGAAUAGUUACUAAUCAGAAGGGUGUCACACUGGCAGCUCCAGGUGCUGACUGCAUACCCGUGCUGUUUGCUGACCCUGUCAGAAGAGCCUGUGGUGCAGCUCAUUCUGGAUGGAGGGGCACAUUGUUAGGAGUGUCUAUGGCCACAGUGAAUGCUAUGGUGUCUGAAUAUGGCUGUAAUGUGAAAGAUAUCCUUGUGGUGCUGGGCCCAUCUGUGGGACCUUGCUGCUAUAAACUUCCUCACGAAUCAGCAAAAGAAUUUCACAGAAUUGAUCCAAAGUGUGUGAGACUAUUUGGCUCUGCAAGUCCUUAUAUUGAUAUCAGAAGAGCAACAAGGAUUCUUCUUGAGAGAGGUGGGAUUCUUCCUGAGAACAUCCAAGAUGAUUCUGUCACAGACCAGAACCAAAACAUCACUUUCUGUACUGCAUGCCACCCAGAUAAAUUUUACUCCCACUUUCGUGAUGGCACUAACUUUGGGACGCAGAUUGGCUUCAUAUCAAUCAAAGACUGAGACAGUAUCUCUUACUCUGGAACAGCAUUUAGGUAAUAGGUCUGCUGGAUUGUCAGGCAUCCUGCUCUACUCACAGAAGAUUUGCCUCCUUUCUUUCACAGACUUGCAGCAGGGAGUCCAUGGGUCUUGAGAUUCCCCUGCUUGCUCCUUUCCUUGCCCUUCUGAAGCAAGAAUAUGUACCUGUGGUGUGGGGACAACACUUCUUGUGUGAGACGGGGUGCAAAGCAAACAAGGACAACCCACACCAGUGGGAAAAUCCUUCUACAGACCCCAGAUCCAAGCUCCAAGUUUAUGGAUCCUCCUUGACCAAAUAUUUUUCAGAAACCUCAUUAUCUUAAGGUGGUGGAAGCCCAAAAAAUGCCAGUCUUCAUUAGCUUCUGGUUGAGACUGCUGAAUGACACUAAGUAUGACAUGGAUGAUACAGGCAGGGAAGCUGAUAUUGCACGUUACCUGUCUGAGAUACUCAACUUUGAUAGUUUCAGCUGAAGCCUUACAAAAGUUUGUGCAUGGGAUUAAUUUUCUUCUUUGGAUUAGUUUAAAGAACUCCAAAAUAUUUACAGGACUUUUCCUAUGGAAAAUAACUUGAAAAUGAGCAGCAAGCAGGCUCCUUUGGGGCAGACAUUGAAAAUAUAUGAACUCUCAUGAUUCUGUAAUUUUUAGUUGUAGGAAAAGUAGGACUAAAACCUUUAGUUUAUGAUGUGUAGGUUCAUGUCUUCAUAGGAUUUUUUUUUCUUUAAACAGUGGUGCUUUAAUGUCAUUGACACAGUC